GUAGGCAAGAUAGCGCCGUGGACAGGCCGUUUCUACACACUGCUAGACCCCUCCUACGCCAAGAACCACAUCCCUAUCAUCGCCUCCGUGUCGGAGCAUCAACCCACCUCAUGGGCCUCCUUCUACUUCGACCUGCAGAUUCUGGUCUUCCUUUUCCCUGCCGGUCUCUACUUCUGCUUCUCCAAGCUGUCUGAUGCCAACAUUUUCCUCAUACUCUACGGAGUCACUAGUAUCUAUUUUGCGGGAGUGAUGGUGCGUCUCAUGUUGGUGUUGGCACCAGUGAUGUGCAUUCUGUCGGGCAUAGCUGUAUCCGCCAUGUUGGAUACCUACAUGAAACAGGUCGACUCCAACAAGAAUGUCGACAAGAAGAAGAACAAAAUGGAGAACAACUUUGUCAUGAAGAGUGAGAUCGCCACCUGCUUCGUAGGCCUGAUGACGUUUAUGCUGAUCUCGUACACGUUCCACUGCACGUGGGUGACGUCAGAGGCGUACAGCUCGCCCAGUAUUGUGUUGUCAGCAAAAACGCAUGACGGAUCCACCAUCAUAUUCGACGAUUUUCGAGAGGCUUACUACUGGUUGAGGAUGAAUACACCUGAGGACGCGAGAGUGAUGUCAUGGUGGGACUACGGCUAUCAGAUAACGGCGAUGGCGAAUCGAACGAUACUAGUGGACAAUAACACGUGGAACAAUACGCACAUAUCACGGGUGGGUCAGGCCAUGGCGUCUAGUGAAGAGAAGGCCUAUGAAAUCAUGCAGGAGCUCGAUGUCGACUAUGUGCUCGUCAUAUUUGGUGGGGUGGUGGGGUACUCCAGUGAUGACAUAAACAAGUUCCUGUGGAUGGUGCGGAUCGGGGGGUCGACGGAGCACGGGGCGCACAUCAAGGAGUCGGACUACUACUCGCCGACGGGGGAGUUCAGGGUGGACAAGGGGGGGUCCCCCGUCCUCCUCAACUGUCUCAUGUACAAGAUGUGCUACUACCGAUUUGGACAGGUCUACUCCGAGGGAGGUAAACCGCCCGGCUACGACCGAGUCCGUAGCGCCGAAAUCGGCAACAAAGACUUUGAGCUGGAUGUCCUGGAGGAAGCCUACACCACGGAGCACUGGCUAGUGCGCAUCUAUAAAGUGAAGCCACUGCGCAACCGCGGCAUUUGACCGCCUUACUAAGCUCAAUCUGUGACCUUGACGGAUUCACCAAGGUCAAACCUGUGACCUUGAGAGGUAUUCUCUGUUGUCAACAAGUGUUUAAAUGUCGUAAAAAUAUCUUGUAUUUCUCUAUGGACUUGUUACAAAGUUGUCAGGAAGGUCACAAAUUAUUCAACUGGUUCUUGAAAUAACAUGUUACAAGGAAAACUAAGGUCAACCUGUGACCUUGUGAGGUCUUCUCUGUUGUCAACAAGUUUUUAAAUUUCUUAAAAAUAUCUUGAGGUUCUUGUAUUUUUCUAUGGACUUGUUACAAUGUUGUCAGAAAGGUCCCUAAUCAUUCAACUGGUUCUUGAAAUAACAUGUUACAAGGAAAACUAAGGUCUACUAAGGUCAAUCUGUGACAUUGUGACCUUGAAAAGUCUUCUCUGUUGUCAACAAGUGUUUGAAUGUCGUGAAAAAUGUCUUUUAUUUCUCUAUGGACCUGUUAAAAUGUUGUCAGGAAAGUCCCAAAUUAUUCAACAGGUUAUUGAGGGUGUUAAACUAUAUAAAUUAAAAAAAAAAAACAUAUAACAAGGAAAACCUUGAUGACCUCUAUAGUGCAAUUAACUUUGUAACUGGCAAUAUAAUCAGUGAGAAACAUUGUUGUUAUUUAUAAUGAAUGCUAACAGACUAUAGUAAAUCUCACUAUGGAGAUGGUGUUCAAAAUGAUUAUCGGGUGAUCUCGUGGGUCUAAUUCUAUGAAAUUUAAAUUUAUGAUGAGUGACCACCGUUUAUUUCUUGUGAUGUUGUGCUCAAAAUGACAUACUAAAUCGAUCCCAACCAAAAAUUUAAUGACAGGUAUUUCGGCACUGGGCCUAGACUUUGACCGAUCUCGUGACGUUAGGGCUGUUGAUUUGAUUAAAAUUUAGAAGACUUGUAAUUUAGAACACAAUAUUCGAUGAAAAUUACCUAAACUUCUAUGAAUUACUCAAUCCAAAUUAUUUGAUUUACCUUCGAAGACUUGUAAACGAGAACAUAAUAUUCGAUGAAAAUUACUUGAACUACAAUGAAUUAAUCUAAAUUAUUUGAUUCACCUUAGAAGACGUGUAAACGAGAACGUAAUAUUCCAUGAAUAUUACCUGAUCUACUAUGAAUUACUCAAUCCAAAUUAUUUGAUUCACCUUAGAAGACGUGUAAACGAGAACAUAAUAUUCGAUAAAAGUAACUUGAACUACAAUGAAUUACUCAAUCUAAACUAUUUGAUUUACCUUAGAAGACGUGUAAAGGAGAACAAAACAUUAGAUUAAAAUUACUUGAACUACAAUGAAUUACUCAAUCUAAAUUCUGUACCUCAGAGAUAGAUGAGCGUAAGUCCAUUUUUUGACAAAAUGAUGUUUUUAGUGGGUCUUGAACUCUAUAGAUUUUAAGAUAACGUAAGUCCUCUGCAGUUGAUUGUUUUGAAGAUAGCUAGAGCUGAAAGAGCGUGAGUCCAAUAAGCAUCAAAACUGAAACAACGUGAGUCAAAUAAUUGACACAAGUAAGUGUAAUGAUAAGUCGACUUACGCUCUACUAGCCCCGGCUGGGAGCGUAAUACUUUUUCGGCUCUCCUGUAAAAUCAGCCGUUUGAGACUUACGCCCUUCUAACUCUUAGGCCCGGUUGCACAAAAGCCGGUUAAAUUUUAACCGUGAUUAGUUACAUGAGAACAAAUCACAGAAGGCCUUUUUGGUAAGACGGCUUCUCUGAUUGGUUCUCAUGGAAUUAACCUUGCGGGGGGCGCUGUGUCCUUGAAACUGACAUGAGUGGGCGCGUAGCAGCACUGAGUGCUGCCUCUCAAAUAUCCUACCUACAUAAGCCUCAUACAGCUCAGGGUAGAAGAAAAAGGAUGUUUAUAUCAUAAAAAGUAAUUUUAUAAUCAAUUUGGAUAAUUGUAGUCAUAUUCUGAACAUGUUAUACUAUUUUUUAGUAAUAAUAUACUGGAAAUUGUUACUCACUGAAUUGAAUACAAAUACUGAUCACAUUAAAAGAAUAAUUUUAUUCCUGCUAUUGUCAAAAUAUCAAAAAACAUACAAGGCACUUAUAAUAAUUGAUAAUGAAACUUAAAAGAAAUGGGUUAGUCUCUUGGAAAAUAACAUAUAUGAAUAUAUGGAAAUUAGGAACAAAAAGUGCUGCCUAUAGAACGUGUCUAUGUGUUUGUCUUCAACUCACGACUGGAACAAUCAAUGUAAACAACAUCUAGCAUGUGGAAUAUAUUACAAAUGUUGCCAAAUGUAGGUACUGAACGUCCCUACUUCGAAAAAUGAAUGCAAUCCUACUUAUUACAAGAUUAAUUACGCGCCCACCGGAAGGUUAAUCACGGUUAAAAUUCAACCGACUUUUGUGCAACCUAGAUUUAGGUACAGAAUUAUUUGAAUUACCGAAAAGUAGUGUGCACGUCAGCUGUUUCCUUUUUACAAUACUUUAUAAAUUAUUUUAUGUUCUCUUCUCACGAGACUUCUAAAUAUUAUGAAACAAGCCCCUGGUGAAUUGAGUGAUCUUCCAAGCUGUUUUAUAUGAGAAGGAGAAAGACUUGAGGCUCCAUAAGACUUUGAGACCUAGAACGAUAUGAGAACAAUGAGACAAACUUGAUGUUUUUUGAGCAGAAAUAGUUAUAAGUUUUUGUAUGUGUGUGGGUGAUAGAGUAUAUUGGAGAGGUUGGACAAACCUUGUUCAAUGCUAUAGUGAGGUCCACGUUAUAAUGGCAGUGUUUGAUUAGCAAUGGUAAUGCUAUCCUUGUCUUUCAUUCAACAACGCGGAUAGCGCUAUCUCUCUCUCGCUUUGCUCUGUUGCCAGAUCGGCUUUUAACAAUGUAGAAUUGAUCAUUCAUUCACAAAAUAUUACAUCUUAAUUAUGAAAAUUCAUCAUGAAAUUAUAAUUCUUGCUUAAUAAUAUAUAAUUGAUUAUUUUAAAACUAGAAUGAACAAUUUAUAUUACAUCAAUAAACCUGUCAGCUACCGUCUAUAGAAGGCAUUGACAAGACAGUGAGGAUCGACAACGUUGUUCUCCUAUCUUUCUUCACUGCCAUUAUAACUUGGACAUCACUGUAGCAUUAAUGUGGUUUGUACAAUUUCUCUUAUAAAAUUGAGUGUUGAAAAAUGAAUAAAAAAAUGAUACCAGUCCUAAAUUAAGUAUUACCAUGUACUUUGUUACUUCAAUAUUAUUUUUCAUUGCGUUUCUUAUUCAUCAUGUUUAUUUUUAAAGGUAUUAUUCAUAGACGAUGUAUAAUGCUAAUUUCAACUAGUUAUUCAACUUUGUUAACAUCUCAACUUUGUUAUUCAACUAGUUAAUCCAAAUUCAACUAGCUCUGAUUUAUUCAACAUGUUAAUUUUUUAAAGGUAUUAUUCAUAGACGAUAAUGCUAAUUUCAACUAGUUAUUCAACUAUAUUAUUCAACUAUGUUAACAUCUCAACUAUGUUAUUCAACUAGUUAAUUCAAAUUCCACUAUAUUAUUCAACUAGCUCUGAUUUAUUCAACAUGUUAAUUUUUUAAAGGUAUUAUUCAUAGACGAUGUAUAAUGCUAAUUUCAACUAGUUAUUCAACUAUAUUAUUCAACUAUGUUAACAUCUCAACUAUGUUAUUCAACUAGUUAAUUCAAAUUCAACUAUAUUAUUCAACUAGCUCUGAUUUAUUCAAUUAGAAGUCAUUUUGAUGUAUUGAAUAUACUGUAGAAUUUUUGUCAAUUCUCAACUGCUUUGGCAUUCAUACUGCCGUGUCUCUAAGGCCUAUAAAUCAUAAUAACUUGUAAAAUUGUUGUUCUAUCUAUCCCUAUCUAAGCUAUACUAUCAAGGUGCAAUAAUAGUAUAACAAAACUGAAAAGACACAAUUUAUACAAGAUAUUCCAAUAUUGAGAUUCUUUUCAGAC
Messenger RNA from Nilaparvata lugens (brown planthopper), 5021 nucleotides. Its product is annotated as dolichyl-diphosphooligosaccharide--protein glycosyltransferase subunit STT3A. Lineage: Eukaryota; Metazoa; Arthropoda; Insecta; Hemiptera; Delphacidae. Gene Ontology annotation, cellular component: membrane. The record is from RefSeq and is a predicted model, not a curated record. Gene Ontology annotation, molecular function: dolichyl-diphosphooligosaccharide-protein glycotransferase activity. The transcript has 6 exons. The annotation marks the transcript as partial. Gene Ontology annotation, biological process: post-translational protein modification.